AUGCAUGGGCACCUUAUGCAAUAUGGCAAGGCAGUUAUUCUGUUAGCAGUUCUUCGAGCCGUUUCCUUGACCUCACCCUCAAGUCCACAGCUGAACAUAACAGAAACGUUCAUCAAGCUCUCCGGCGAUGCCGAUGAAGACACUGCACAUAAUGCUAUAUUCGCUAUGGGUGUGCUAGGCUUAGCACUUAAGGUUGGAGCUGGACCUAACAACGCUAGUCUACUUGUCAUGCCACGAUGGUUGGUCACCUAUCACCAUGAAGAUCAAGUAGCUCCUCUUAAGAGAUUUCUGCAAGAAGGAUCAGCAUAUGUUUAA
Messenger RNA from Angiostrongylus costaricensis, 315 nucleotides. The record is from the annotation of a GenBank genome assembly. NCBI's taxonomy places the organism in Eukaryota, Metazoa, Nematoda, Chromadorea, Rhabditida, Metastrongylidae.